GGGAGCGGGCGAGUAGGAGGGGGCGCCGGGCUAUAUAUAUAGCGGCUCGGCCUCCGGCGGCCCAGCGCGCAAACUGGCGCGCACCGCACCGCGGGUCCCAGCUCCCACUCGUGUCCUCCCGCCGCUGCCCGCCGCCCCAUGCAGCCCGGGUAGCGCCCGGCGCCCGGGGGCCCCGUCGCUCGCCUCCCGCUCUCCCUCGGCUGCGCGCCCCCUGCCAGGGCUCGGGCCGUGCGCUCCCGCGGGCCGCCGCAGACGCAGCUCUGCCCUCGGCUUCCCGGGCGCACGGACCGCCUGACGGACGCACGGCCCUCGGGCCGGGAUGUCGGGGUCCGGGACGGCCACGGCGGCGCUGCUCCCGGCGGUCCUGCUGGCCCUACUGGCGCCCUGGGCGGGCCGAGGGGGCGCCGCCGCGCCCACCGCACCCAACGGCACGCUGGAGGCCGAGCUGGAGCGCCGCUGGGAGAGCCUGGUGGCGCGCUCGCUGGCGCGCUUGCCGGUGGCCACGCAGCCCAAGGAGGCGGCCGUCCAGAGCGGCGCCGGGGACUACCUGCUGGGCAUCAAGCGGCUGCGGCGGCUCUACUGCAACGUGGGCAUCGGCUUCCACCUCCAGGUGCUCCCCGACGGCCGCAUCGGCGGCGUGCACGCGGACACCGGCGACAGCCUGCUGGAGCUCUCGCCGGUGGAGCGCGGCGUCGUCAGCAUCUCCGGCGUUGCCAGCCGGUUCUUCGUGGCCAUGAGUAGCAAAGGCAAGCUCUAUGGCUCGCCUUUCUUCACUGACGAGUGCAAGUUCAAGGAGACACUCCUUCCCAACAACUACAACGCGUACGAGUCCCACAAGUACCCCGGCAUGUUCAUCGCCCUGAGCAAGAACGGGAAGACCAAGAAGGGUAACCGAGUGUCACCCACCAUGAAGGUCACCCACUUCCUCCCCAGGCUGUGACCCUCCGGAAGAGCCCUGCCUCAGCCUCGGGAAGCCCCCGGGAGGGGAGCGCCGAGGGCCACCUUGGUGCACUUUCUUCGGAUGAAGAGUUGAAUGCAAGAGUAGGUGUAAGAUAUUUAAAUUAAUUAUUUAAAUGUGUAUAUAUUGCCACCAAAUUAUUUAUGGUUCUGUGGGUGUGUUUCGUAUUUUUCUGGAAAAGAACAAAGACAUAAACAAAUGAAAAAACAACUCUGACUUUUCUGUGCAACGGUGGAGAAUCUUACCAUUGGAUUUAUUUAACUUGGCAAAAAAUUGUCACAAGUGUGCUGCUAUUCUGUGUUUUUAAAAUCAAUGACAUUAGAUUUCGAUGUCAACCCUGUUUUGAGCCAUCGGCCUGUGGUAUGGCGAUGAGCAUCCCUCUGUCUGGAAAGGCCUGCCUGAGGCUUUGGAAAUCGGUUCAGGGAGCUCUGGGCCGGGUGUCGGCUCCCCAGGCCAGCAUCUCUGGCGGCCCACUCCUUUUGUGCCCUGUUGCUAUUAAUCGGGACAUAUCGGUUUACUGCGGGUACAGAAAGUGCACUGUCGAGCACUCGCUGCCACUCUGUUUUUAGAUCUGCCAAGACUGACCUUUGAACUUUCCUGUAGUCAAUCUUCCUCGAUCUACCAGAUGGGAGAGACCCUUGGACAACUUUAUAAACUCCUGUGUUCCUUUUUUGGAUCCGCCACAGCCCACAUGACUGUGGCCAUUGGGGAAAAGACAAAGCUAUUUUGUAAAUUUGACAGAAAGGAAUCGCUGUCCUGCCAGAAGGCUAGAAAUGGACGAGAUGGUGUAUUUGCAAGCACGACUAAGAAACCAGCGAUGAAAUGUAAUUUGUGAUAGCAGGUACAUCUGAUAAUGUAAUAGAAUAUAUUUUUAUUAAAAAAACAAACCAGCCUUCCCCUAAAACAGGUUCCCCUGUGCUUGGGGAGCUUUGGGCUAGAACUAGCCAUUAUUUUUAGGUGAAAUGUCCGUGUAAUUGUACAAAGACACUUGGUGCAGUGUUUGCAAGGAGGAGCGUGCGGCUUUCUGAUGCAUUCCCUGCUUAAGUGCAUUUAACAUCUACCUCACAAACCCUUAAACCACCGGCGAAAUCUGCAGAAAGUUCAGACUGGGUGCAAGAGUUUGACAUCCAAGUUGCUCUUUUUCCAUAUGUAGCCAAAAAGGAUUGCAGAUAGCGUCGGUGCGUCCCAUUGGAACCUUGUCACGUUUGAGCUAUCUUUACCCUAUGAUUUACUUUUAGUAAGGGUAAUCAUGGUGAAAAUAUUUGCAGACAGCUGUUAGAGUGCACUAUAUGGUCACCAAGUAACCUUAUAUUUUUCUUUAUAUAUUUUACAAAUGUAACCCCUGUCGUUGAGAGAACCAUGGAAUAGGCGGGGUCGAUAAUGUUUAAAAAAAGUUCCGAGGUGAUGGCAAACAUUUAAUUUUAAUGAAUGACUCUUUAGAGUUUAUACAAAAUGACCUUAGCUUGCUACCAGAAAUGCUCCGAAUGUUUCCUCAAGACUUUAAUACUCUCCUAGGAUGUUUCUGAACUGUCUCCCAAAUUAACUUUAUGGGAGUCUACAGACAGCAAGACUGGAAAAUCUGAUUGGAGUUUUUGUCUUUCACAUUCCUUUUGAAAACUCUUUGUUUGAAUGCAAAUCAUCAACUUAAAAUACUAUUCUUAACCAAGGCCUAAGAAGAAAGAAGCCACUUGUGAAGCCACUGAGACAAGACCACACAUCUUAAACUGCUGUUCAUACAAUGUGAUACAACUUUUUAAAUUUUUAAACCACACCCUAGAGUCCCGCAGUGUUGAGGACAGAUGAUGAUUAGGUGUCUCCAUACUGUUUGGGGGUGGGGGGAUAAUUUGUUGACUUUCUGUAUUUAAUGUAUUCACAUAGUAACAAACCAUGAUUGUCCUAAAUGCAUUAAAUUAUUAUGAGAUAUUUCAGUGCCCAAUCAAAUUGUCAAGAAUGAAGAUGUCUUAGGUGCAGAAUUUGAUCACCCUUGGCCACUCGUAUAUGUAUUUCGUCAGCAGAUCAUGCGUGAUGCGUGCAGGGAUGUAACCGUACCUUUGAAACACUGUAAAGUCUUCCUAUUGCUGUGAUGGGGAUUUGAGGUUUCUGUAUUUACACACCGUUUCAGCAUCUGUCUGUGGUUUUGUACAGGUGCCUGUCCACGUUGCGAUGUAUGUGCUGUGCACACUGACAUGCCGAAUAAAACGAUAAGCAUUUAUCGUGCAUAAAAAGAACCCUGCUGGACUUGAUGUAAAUGAUUGGGAAAGGUAUUAAAAACUAUUAAAACAUGCCAUGAAA
This is a messenger RNA of Lemur catta (Ring-tailed lemur), 3250 nucleotides long. It is a transcript of the gene FGF4, whose product is annotated as fibroblast growth factor 4. NCBI's taxonomy places the organism in Eukaryota, Metazoa, Chordata, Mammalia, Primates, Lemuridae. The record is from RefSeq and is a predicted model, not a curated record. Gene Ontology annotation, cellular component: cytoplasm. Gene Ontology annotation, molecular function: growth factor activity; fibroblast growth factor receptor binding. The transcript is spliced from 3 exons. Gene Ontology annotation, biological process: positive regulation of gene expression; positive regulation of cell population proliferation; cell differentiation. The coding region runs from base 320 to 940 and encodes 206 amino acids.